AUGGAGUGCAGUGCAAAAAAUAUUACAAAUAUUCAAGAUAUUUUAAAUGAGAAACAAUUGGAACAUAUUUUGAGUAAAGUAGCUAAACCGGGAGCUAAAAUUGUUGGCUAUGAUCUGAAAUCAGCUUCGGCGGGUCUUGUUGGAUUCCUUGGGGACCAUUUAAGACUUAAGCUUUACGUCAAGGAGGACUUAAUUAAGGAGAUACAUUUGUUUAUAAAAAGUUUACCAAUGAAUAACCAACCGAAGGCUGACUUUAUUACACAAAAUAGUUUUAACAAGAGAGAGGCUUUACUUUAUAAGAUCUUUGAAGAGAUAGAUGAUGAGACAUGUGAUUCAAACCCUUGGAGACCGAAAGCUUAUAUUUAUACGGAUAAUAUUUUGGUGAUGCCUGACCUCGGCGCAGAAGGAUACAAAUCUUACCCUUCUUCGAAAUAUCUUGACAAAAAUCAUGUUAUGGUUACUGCAACAUCCAUUGCUCGCUUCCACGCGGCCUUCGCCAACUAUGAGACGAAGAAAACCGUUCUUGAAAAUAAGCCUUAUAAUUUUUUCGACGAAUAUGGUCAUGUCAUGACUGAACCAGUAUUUUACGAUACGCCAUGGUUAAGAGCCGCUGCUAAAUUAACUAGCAAUUUGCUAAAGGAAUUUUCCACAAAUUCUAAAUGUUAUCCAAGUGAUUUAGAAGAGAGGUUAGUUGACUUGUAUAUCAGGGCCUGUGAUGAUAUAAAAUAUUACGAAGGUACUUUAAAUGUACUUAUUCAUAAGGAUUUGUGGUUCAAUAACAUUUUGUUUCGUUAUUCUGGAGACGUAGCCACUAACGCCGUGCUAAUAGACUUUCAAUGCAUGCGGUUUGCUCCACCAGCCUUCGACAUGAUGCUGUUUCUGCAUUUAACAACUACUAGAAGUUUUCGAGAGCGUCACGAAAGCGAAGUGCUCCGUCAUUAUUAUACAGUUUUCUCAGAAUCGUUGGAUGAUGAUACGAAGCGAAGAAUGGUUUCACUGAAUUAUGAUCUUGAAAAUUUUUUGGCCUGGUGUGAGAAAGCUCGGCUGUUUGGGAUGCUAUUAGCAGCGGCAAUAUUCCCGUACUCAUUAAUGGAUCCAGUAACAGCUAAGAAGACGUUUGAUGAUCCGGAAACAUUUACGUAUCUUUUGGAAGUAGAUCGAUCCGUGCCAGUAAUAGAACACGCCAAAGAAAGCAACGUGUAUAGAAUCAAACAGUUGGAACUAUCCGAAGAAAUAGUCGAAAAAUAUUUGUUAAGACGUUAA
Molecule: messenger RNA, 1263 nt
Organism: Melitaea cinxia (Glanville fritillary)
Lineage: Eukaryota; Metazoa; Arthropoda; Insecta; Lepidoptera; Nymphalidae
Exons: 2
Coding region: 1-1263 (420 amino acids)
Source: RefSeq, a predicted model, not a curated record